AUGGGGAAGCGAAGCAGGACCAGCCAGCAGGAGGUUAUUGAUCUCCUGGACUCUCCCUGCACCCGUAGUCAAGACCCCGCCAGAGAUAGUCAAAGCCACAAAAGCGUGCGCUGGGGGUCCCUGGUCCUCAGUCCCUCUCGAUCGUCCGCCUCCCAGCAGCAAUUUGGGGAAGAGAAUUUGUGCUUCAGCCAGACCCAAGGGAGCCGGGCCUGGACGAGCAAGGGGGCCGCGUCGCCGCCCAGAACUCCUCCUGGUCGCUCGGGGAAGGACCAGUGGGCGGAGGUGCAUGCGCCGACCUGCGUAGCAGAAUUGGCUGUGCAAGCGAAGAAGGUCGAUGAGGUGAAGGACUGGCUCCUCAGACACGCCCCUGGAUCGGCAGCGGCCCAAGGGCCCAGGAUGGUCUUGUUGUCAGGCCUGCCUGGCACUUGCAAGAGCACAGCUAUCCGGCUCCUGGCAAAAGAGUGUGGUUAUCAGCUGACUGAAUGGAUGGCGCCUGUGCCCACUCUGUGGUCUGAAAGGCAACACGGGGGGCCCCAUGGACUUCAGUACGUCUCCAAGCUGGACUCUUUUGCAGAAUUUGUCAGCUGCUCCAAGUUCCCAAUGCUGCCAUUGCAUGUGUCAGCUGCCACAGAGGGGUCGACUUCUGCAGCCACUGGAAAGGACAACCCAAAGCUACUACUUGUCGAUGACCUGCCCCAUCCUCAUUCGGCGGCUGCACGAGCCAAAUUGAUGACCUCCCUUGAACAGCUUGCUACAUCUGCCCGCUUUCCCACUGUGUGCGUGUUAACUGAAAGCCCUGGCAGCCACCACCGUGGGGAUCACGAAGGUGGCAACGGUUCCCUGCCCAACAAGGAUGUGCUCGAAGCGCUGCAGCGGCUGGGAGUCCCACACAUUCACUUUAACCCUGUCACACAACCCAAUGCUGUGAAGGCCAUGGAGAGGAUUUUGGAUAUAGAAGGCAUGACAGUGGAGAAGCAAGUGCUUCGCCAUAUUUUGGCUGGAGCCAAAGGAGACCUCAAGAAUGCAGUGCACACUCUCCAGGUUGCAGUCACUGGCCUGAAGCCUGAUUACGGGGGGAGAAGGAAAGCAAAGAGGAAGAAGGGGUGCCAGAUGGGGGUCCUGCAUAUGGAGGUCGAUCGGCUGGCUUCCAUACAGCGCGAUGCUCAGCUGUCAGUGUUCCAUGCCUUGGGGAAAAUCCUUUACAACAAGCGCGAAAAUGAUAAGGGUGGAAGUGCACUUUGUGCAAGGACAUGCUUGCAGCUACCCAGCAGUUCGCAAGCGCAAGACCAAGUGUGUAGCCUGAAAUCGGUGCAAUUGCUUGACAGGUACAUGCGACCCCCAUCGAAAUACAAUCCUGAAGAGGUCGUUGGGUUGUCAGGCCUGGACGCCUCUUCUUUGGUUGGAUUCUUGCACGAGCACCACCUUCAUUUCUGUCACAGUGACGCCAUGGACACUGCUGCAGAUGCAGCAGAGUAUUUCAGCGAUGCUGAUGUGCUGGCAGGCUGGGAUGCCACGAGGUCACGCUCAACAGUGCAGUCUGACGAUGGAGCCAACAUUGCAGUACCCCUGCAACAUCUAGCUGCAGAAUCCAUCGCAGCAAGGGGCAUCAUGUUUGCCAACAGCUCUCCGGCCCCCCCUCGACAUCUGUACCAUUUUCACGGUCCGCUAUCUUCCACAGUGGAACAAACAAGGCAAGCCAACCUUCAGGAGCUCAACAGGGCGGUGAUGCGAUUGCAGAGUGCGGGCUGUCGCCUGGCUGACGAUGCUUCCAUCUACAGUGUUGACUGCCUCCCUCUGCUGAGGCAGCUGAAUGUCUCUGGUGGAAAAAGGGUGGCAGUGUUGCCGAGGAGGUUGUCAUAUAUACACCAAGGCACCGUAGAGAACUGGCAGAAUAGUGAACUAGAGAUUGGGGUAGACGAUGCAAGAAAUGCGCUGAGAGAUGUGCGGUUAUCCGGGAGUGGGUCCAUUGUUGAGGAAGAUGUAAUUGAAGAUUAUGAUGAUUGA
This is a messenger RNA of Ostreobium quekettii, 2004 nucleotides long. Lineage: Eukaryota; Viridiplantae; Chlorophyta; Ulvophyceae; Bryopsidales; Ostreobiaceae. The record is from the annotation of a GenBank genome assembly.